This is a messenger RNA of Drosophila serrata, 906 nucleotides long. RefSeq lists its product as uncharacterized. Lineage: Eukaryota; Metazoa; Arthropoda; Insecta; Diptera; Drosophilidae. The record is from RefSeq and is a predicted model, not a curated record.
AUGGCCAGAUAUCAGAGUAUCAUUCACUCCCUGGGCGGGAUCGGGCUCCUGUUGAUCCUGGCGCUCGGUGAUCACUUGGUUAACGGCCAGUACCUUCCAUCGCCUCGCUAUCCUGGUCCCGUGGCCAUUCCACGGCCGCAGAGAUCCCUCUUUGGUCCUGGUCCACCCAUCGGCUGGAGCAGCGGCGGUGGUCAUGGCUGGAGCAGUUCUCCCAGCUUCGGAUUCAGUCAUUUGCCGCCCUCCUCCAGUCCGCAUGUGACCAAGGAUGAGCUGCUGGCUCUGCUGGCCGCCUGGAAGGAUGUGGAGAAGCCAACUACACCGGCACCGGCACCAGAACCGGAGGAUGAGCCAGAGCCGGAGACCACGCCGGCUCCACCACCGCCAGAGGACGAGCCGGAACCAGAGCCGGAGGCUCCUGCGCCCGAGGCCCCAGCUGGACCUCCGCCCGGCGUUCCGGUGACCGUUUCCCUGCCCGCUCUGGUGCCCAUUCAACUUGCCGCCAUGUGGCAGCAGCCAGGACCCGGAGCAGCGGUCGGUGGACUGGGCAAUCUGGGUCUGGCUGGCCUGGGCAUAAGUAAUACGGGUGUAGCCCUAAACAAUCUGGGAGGCGCAGCUGCUGGAGGCGCUGCCGCUGCUGGAGGCGGUGGAGCGGCUGCAGCUGGAGCCGCAGCAACGGCACGCUCCGGACAAGGUCGUUCCCAGGAGCGGGCUAGAAUCGGAGGACGAGCACCAGCCAUCCGUUUCCCGGUGGCCAAUCCGCGUAGCUUUGCUUCGGGCAACUAUGUGGCGCCCAGGCCGCGUUAUUAUCGCGAUACAGAGCCAAUGAGCUAUAACGUGAUGGCAUCUCCACAGUAUCAGCCAUAUCAGCAGGGUCCGGUGCAACUGGUGAACGCCUAUUGGCAAUAG